UCUCAACCUCACCUCAGCAGACGGAAGCAUCCAUGGAGGGCUCGUGCAGCAGUCCUCUGCCUUACUUCCAAAACCACUUUUCAACAUGACAUAAAAAGCAAACCCCGGCUCUUCCAGCCAGAAACUCGCCGUUUUCAGUCUUCGCAGCAUCCCAGCGGUACCAAUUUACCAACUUAGUUUUUUUUUUCCUCUUCUAUUUAUUUUAUUUUUUUUACCCUCCCUCCCCCCCGCUGCACGGACACCCCUCCCCUGUAGCUCAUCAUCCAUUCCCGGAGAUAAAUCCAUUCCCUGGGAAUUAAAGGAGCUUGCUCGUCUUUUUGUUUGUUCACUCCGGGGAUCCGCAUGGAUGUGGCAGCGGUAGAGGGGAUGUCUCUGCCGGGUAUCCGACUCCGGAAUCGGCCGACGCAAGUGAUGCCGAACCAGAAGAAGGUCAGGGCGAGACGGAAAAGACGAAAGGAGUUGCUUUUGAUCCAGAUAUGCUUGUUCGGCGGCUUGCUCCUGGUCGUGACGGGGUUCUCCUACUUAGCGGAACAUUCAGGCUUCGCCGUCUCCAGCCCCAGCAGCGAGGACCAGGGGAGAUGGGGAGGGAGGAGGCUACUGCAGGAAAUGGACAACAGCAGCCUGGAGGAAAUGGAGAGUGAAGGCUCUAAGAACUGCACUCCUCCAGCUCUGCACGAGUUCCCUACAGACCUGUUCACACACAAGGAGAGAACUGAAGGAGCUGUGGCCCUGCAUGUCCUUUGUACCAUUUACAUGUUCUGUGCCCUGGCCCUCGUCUGUGAUGACUACUUCGUGCCCUCCCUGGAGAAGCUGUGUGAGCGUCUCCAUCUCAGCGAGGACGUAGCAGGUGCCACCUUCAUGGCCGCUGGCAGCUCGGCCCCUGAGCUCUUCACGUCCAUCAUAGGGGUGUUCAUCACCAAAGGUGACGUGGGUGUGGGGACCAUCGUGGGUUCAGCUGUCUUCAACAUCCUCUGCAUCAUCGGCGUGUGUGGCUUCUUCGCCGGCCAGGCAGUGAAGCUCUCUCAUUGGGCUCUACUCAGAGAUUCAACUUAUUACAUAUUUUCUAUCACGGCCCUCAUUGUGUUCAUCUACGAUGAGAAGGUGUGCUGGUGGGAGUCUCUUGUCCUGAUCCUCAUGUAUGCAGUCUACAUCCUCAUCAUGAAGUUUAACGGCAGAGCACAUCGCUACUUUGACCGUCGAAAGAAGAGCUCUAUGAGUCUGGCCAAUGGGCUGACAGGAAGCACUGAUCUGGAGGAUAAUGUCACGUGUGACGCUACUGCAGUCCUGCUCAAGAAAGCUAACUUCCACUGUAAGCCGUCGGUGCUGAUGGUUGAUGAGCUGCUGUCUGCAUACCCCCACCAGCUGUCUUUCUCUGAGGCCGGUAUGAGGAUCAUGAUCACCAGUCAUUUCUCCCCCAGAACCCGCCUCACCAUGGCCUCUCGCAUGCUGAUCAAUGAGAGGCAAAGACUGAUCAACACCACUGAGACUAGAGUCAACCGCAUCACCAACGGCGACUCUGACUCAGCCGCCAGGCCUCAGGGGAGGCGGGGCUUAGAGAAUGGGCUGAGCGGAUCUGAACAGGGUCUGAACGGGAGAUGCAGACUUCAGCGGCUGGAGUCUGGCAACGAGACAGAGAAUGAAAAUGAGGAUAAUGAAAACAAUGAGAACGACGAGGAGGGAGAGGGAGAAGAUGACGAUAAUGGCCCCCUGGUGCCUUUCAAAGUUCCAGCUGGGGGGUGUAACAAGCUGAAGUGGCUGACCAUGUGGCCGCUGUCCUUGCUGUUGUUCUUCACCGUGCCUAACUGUGCCAAGCGCCGCUGGGAGAGAUGGUUCAUGGUCUCCUUCUUCACUGCCACCAUCUGGAUCGCUGGCCUCUCCUACAUCAUGGUCUGGAUGGUGACUGUGAUCGGCUUCACUCUCGGCAUUCCUGAUGUUAUCAUGGGCAUCACCUUCCUAGCAGCAGGCACCAGCGUCCCAGACUGCAUGGCCAGUGUUAUUGUUGCACGGCAAGGUCUGGGAGACAUGGCCAUCUCCAACUCCAUAGGCAGUAAUGUGUUUGACAUACUGGUGGGCCUGGGCCUGCCGUGGGCACUGCAAACACUCUGCAUCGACUACGGCUCCUAUAUCCAUCUCAACAGCAGAGGUCUUAUAUUCUCUGUUGGACUCUUACUUGCCUCAGUAUUCGUCACAGUUCUUGGUGUCCAUUUGAACAAAUGGACUCUGGAUUGGCGACUGGGCUUGGCCUGCCUCAUCUUGUACGCCAUCUUUUUAUGCUUCUCCAUCCUGAUUGAGUUCAACGUCUUCAUCUUCGUCAACCUUCCCAUGUGCCGAGACAUCCACUGACCUCCCUCCUUUUCUUCUUCUUCUUCCUCUGGCUUAUGGAGGAAACCUCAUCUGGCUUCCGGGUUCUCGGCGCCUUGGAACCAAGUCCUACCUUUUAUUUUUUAAAUAGAAAAAUAGAGCUCUAUAUGAUUUAUCUUUGGUGCAAUACACAAAAGAGAGAAGACACCGGAAGUUUGGUUUAUUUGGGACCAGACAGGAGGCGUGAGAAGAAAGUCCCAGCAGCAGAGAUUGCUGCCAAUCGUCUAAUGAACUGAAAGGUUGGCUGGAGUUAAUAUAACUGUAUAAACACCGACAGUUAGGCUACUGUUGGUGAAGAAGCUGCUACUGUAACUGACUGACUGGUCAAAAGAGAGAAGUCCUGCGCUAACAGCGAUUUUUAGCUGGAUUGUUUGUUACUCUUUGUACAAGUUUGAAUAUAAGCACAUGAUUAAGGUAUUUUUAAGUAAAAACCGGCUUUCUCUGUAUAUAUUUGAGCAUUAUAUAUAUAUUAUAAGUACUAAUAUUAGCUGAUAUAUGGGAUUCUCUUAUGCACAACUGGAUCAGUCUUGCAAAGCUGAAUGAUCUGAUGACAGUGGCAAUACUGUUAUUUUUUAAUGAUUUGUUCUGCCAGUCAUACACUCAAAAUACUUCUACACGUCUCCCAUGCUCAGUAACAGCCAACACAGCAUGCUGUACGAGCCACAAGUCAACGCUUUGCACUGAGAGAAUCUAAAUAUUUAACACUAUUCGCAUAGUCUAUUCAUGUUUGUUUUUCUGUCUCUCUACAGGCAUUUCUGUGUAGGCGGGGUGGGGGGGGGCUUUCUUUUCUUUAAUAAAACCCUCAUAGGAAAGGGAUCUCCCUGGAACUAACAUCCAGCACUGUCACUUUAUUGAUUAGAGAUAUUAUUCUAUCAUUUCAAAGCCUCUGCAGGUACUCUAAACAUGUAACUACUGAAUUUAAAGUUCCCUCUAGACGGUAGACCUCUUACAAUAUUACAGAAUUAGGUUUUAGUAUCUGAGUUGAGUUUAACAUUGUUACUUCUUAAAGCCAAAAGUAUUUUUAGAAUAGGUGUAAGGUCGUAGAUUUGGACUUCAGUCAGCUUGAGUGCACAGUGUGUGUGUGUGUGUGUGUGUGUGUGUGUGUGUGUGUGUGUGUGUGUGUCACACUCUCGAGGGGAACCAAGGACACCACUGUUACUGGGAAGACAUAAUCAUGAUUUAUUUAUGAAUUAAUUUAUUCAAAGAUCAUGUCUAAGCACCAGUUUCAGCCCUUUGGAUCAUGUACAGUGUAUUAAAUGGAACGUUCUCCGCUCUUUGACCACGGAGCUGUACAAUGUACUAUACCUAAUAUGUAAUCUCAGUACUGGAAACUGACUUGAUGUUGUUUAUAUUUAAGAAUAGAACUUUAUAAUUUAUAAGUUUUGUAUAGUUUGGAAAGAUAUUGCAACAUUUGUAUAUUGGUACAAACACAGUGGUUUCCGACGACGAUGAUGCGCGGCAGGGUUGAGUUGCCUUGGAGAUGUUGUCAUUUGGUGAGAUGGACUGAAAUGCAGUCUUUAUCACUGGUCCUAACAUGGGUGGAAGCUGUCGCUAAUCCCAUUGCAUGUUGAAAUAGUGAUGAAUCAUGGUUGUAAAAGAUUCACUUUCAGAUAAUAAAAAAAGGAACUGCACACCGAUGGCACACCACCUUUUGAACUUUCACGACAUAUUGUUUCUUAAACACAUUGCUUGAACUCUUGUGCCAUCCCUUGUUGGUUGUGGCCAUUCUCCUGCUUGUAUUUGAGCCAAAGAAACACCUUUGUCAACAGUAUUGUCACUCUGUUCCAGCAUGUGUUGUGGAAGAUGUGUAUUUUUUUGGACUUUUAUUUUUACCUUGAAGGAUUCUUAUUCAGUUAUCAGGUUCUUAGAGUUGCUGAUAUAUUAAAAGCGUCCUCUGUAGGUGUUGUUGCCUCUCCUGCAGCCACAAGAGAGCGCUGUAGCGCUGUGUUACAUCUUCACAGAUGGCUGCUUCAUUCAGUAGUAAGUGGUUAUAUUUUCAGGUAGGCUACAUAGAAACAAAUACUGGUCUGUUUGCAUGCCUCUUUCAUAAUUCAGAUUAUUUUGUGUGUAAUUUUAAUGCAUUUCCAAGAUCAAAAAGGCACUGUCUUGAUUAUGCUGUACAUAUCAGAGGGAUAUGCUAUUAUAAUGAUGUUGGAAUAACUUCUGAUGAGAUAUAUACAGUAUUUAGAAUGUAGGCCUACAACAGUUAGUUUUCAGCUAAUUAAUGUUGUUUUAUGCUCAUGUCUUUUGAAUUUGUUUGUAAAUCCUCGUUUUUGUUGAUGAGGACCUCUGGGCAGAGCUCAGAGUCAGAGAGAGUUGAAGAUGUUGGCUUUUGUUCCCAGUGGUCUUCUUGCAAUAAACUGAUUUACAUACAUGAAA
Messenger RNA from Micropterus salmoides (largemouth bass), 4740 nucleotides. RefSeq names its product solute carrier family 24 member 3 (gene slc24a3). Gene Ontology annotation, molecular function: calcium, potassium:sodium antiporter activity; calcium channel activity. The transcript is spliced from 17 exons. Gene Ontology annotation, biological process: calcium ion transmembrane transport; intracellular calcium ion homeostasis. The record is from RefSeq and is a predicted model, not a curated record. Bases 343 to 2343 code for a protein of 666 amino acids. Gene Ontology annotation, cellular component: membrane. NCBI's taxonomy places the organism in Eukaryota, Metazoa, Chordata, Actinopteri, Centrarchiformes, Centrarchidae.